Molecule: messenger RNA, 2706 nt
Organism: Corvus hawaiiensis (hawaiian crow)
Lineage: Eukaryota; Metazoa; Chordata; Aves; Passeriformes; Corvidae
Product: ATPase family AAA domain-containing protein 2-like
Biological process (GO): positive regulation of transcription by RNA polymerase II
Cellular component (GO): nucleus
Molecular function (GO): chromatin binding; histone binding; ATP binding
Source: RefSeq, a predicted model, not a curated record
AUGAAAGCUCAGCAACACAACCAACAGAGAUAUGGAGUCUUCAGCAGUGAUUCCUUUUCUGAUGAUGAUGAGGAUUUUGAAAUGCAGAGGAAGAAGAGAAAUUUAAGGAGAUCUCUUCUGGUCAGCUUUCAGAAAGGUGCCUUAACGGGAGUUGACAAAGAUACCAUGAAAAUGGGAGGAAGUUUGGCUGGUGUGGAGCAAAUGCAAAUAGAUGGUUCAGUACAAUUUGAUGGUGUGGGUGGUCUUUCUGACCACAUUUCAUCUUUAAAGGAGAUGGUCAUUUUCCCAUUGCUUUAUCCCGAAAUCUUUGAGAGAUUGAAAAUUGAACCUCCAAGAGGCUGUCUAUUCUAUGGUCCACCAGGGACUGGAAAGACACUGCUUGCUCGUGCACUUGCUAAUGAAUGCAGUCAGGGUGACAUGAGAGUAACCUUUUUUAUGAGAAAAGGUGCUGAGUGCUUGAGUAAAUGGAUAGGAGAAUCUGAACGACAGCUUCGUUUAUUAUUUGAGCAGGCCUACCAGAUGCGACCUUCAAUUAUUUUCUUUGACGAGAUUGAUGCUCUUGCUCCUGUACGGUCCAAUAAACAAGACCAAAUUCAUAGCUCUGUGGUGGGGACACUUCUGGCACUUAUGGAUGGCUUAGCCAGCAGAGGAGAGGUUGUGGUCAUAGGAGCCACCAACAGACUGGAUUCUAUAGAUCCUGCUUUACGAAGACCUGGGCGCUUUGAACGAGAAUUCCGCUUCAGUUUGCCAAACAAAGAGGCAAGAAAAGAAAUUUCCAAAAUUCAUACACGAGACUGGAACCUGAAGCCGUCGGACAACUUACUUGAAGAGCUGGCUGAAGAAUGUGUUGGAUACUGUGGUGCCGAUAUUAAAGCCUUAUGUGCCGAAACCGGUCUCUGUGCUCUGCGGCAUCGCUAUCCUCAGCUAUAUGAAAGCAGAGAGAGACUGCAGAUAAACAUGGAUUCAAUUAAAAUAAAAGCAAAUGAUUUUUCCAUGGCCAUGCAGAAGACUGUUCCAGCUUCACGGAGGGUUGUGCCUUCCCCUGGGCGAGCGCUAUCAGCUAUUUCAAAGCCACUGUUAAAAAACACACUGGAAAGGAUUUUACAAACCUUGCAAAGAGUGUUCCCCCAUGCCGAGCUUGCACUAAAGAAGGACCAACAGAAAGGAAAUUAUGUGAUUGAGACUGAUGAGGAAUCACCAUCAAUCUCUGAAGAGAAGCCAACUCAUAAAACACCUGAUUGCAAAAAGGCAGAAUUCUGCACUUUUAGCGGAAAUCCUCGUGACCAGCCAACAUCUUACAGGCCACGGUUCUUACUAAUUGAAGAGCCAGGAUCUGGGCAAGCUUCUGAUUUGGCAGCUGCAGUAAUACAUUCCCUGGAAAAGUUUCCAGUUUAUACACUGGACACACCAACUUUGUUUGCUAGCACGUCACCAGAUGAAACGUGUGUACAGCUGAUGCGAGAAGCUCAAAGAACAGCACCAAGUAUCAUUUAUGUCCCACAAAUCCCUUCAUGGUGGGAGACUGUUGGACCUACACUGAGAUCUGUUUUUACAACACUACUGCAGAGCAUCCCAAGGUUUACUCCAGUUUUACUCCUUGCAACAUCUAAUGUACAACUGAGAGAUCUCCCAGAAGAGAUAAAAACAUUGUUCAAUGAUGAAUAUGAAGAAGUUUUCAGAAUCCCGUGUCCUACCUGUGCUGAAAGAAGACAUUUUUUUGAGGACUUAGUUAUGAAGCAAGCUGCUCAACCUCCUGCAUUAAAAAACAACACAACUUGCCAGCCUUUGGAAGUGCUGCCUGUAGCUCCACCACCCAAGCAUCGAAAGCUGACAGAGGAAGAAAUAAGACAGGUGGAAGAGCAGGAAGAGGAUACGUUGCGUGAACUUAGGAUUUACUUAAGAGAUGUGGCACAAAGACUUGUCAUUGACAAACGUUUCAAAGCAUUUACGAAGCCCAUUGACCCAGAGGAGGCAACCAAUUGCAGGGACACUGUUAAACAGCCCAUGGACCUCUCGACAGUUCUGUCCAAGAUUGACAUGCACCAGUACCUAACUGCAAGAGAUUUUCUAAAGGACAUCGAUCUAAUCUGUAGUAAUGCUUUAGAGUACAACCCAAAAAAAGGGCCUGGAGAUCCCCUCCUGAGGCACAAAGCUUGUACUUUGAGUGAUACUGCAUAUUCCAUAGUGAGGCAUGAAAUGAAUGAAGAUUUUGAGCAACGCUGCCAAAAAAUUAAGGAAUCUCGUAAAGAAAGAGGUAUGUUUUUUGAUGCUGAGGAUUUUAAGACUUGUCUCGUGCUUUGGUGUAAGAAAGAAGACCCAAAGUGUAAUGAAAAAUGGAAGAUGCCCACAGUGCCUGUGAAUGCCAGUACCCCCUGCUCUAAUGAUAAGUCAAAAAGAAAAUGCAAAAUGAAGGAAUGCUCUUCAAGUAUUGCAGCAAAGAGGGAGAAUGCUCAGUUUGCAUCCUCCGAAGAUAGUCCUAUGGAAGAACAUGAAAAUGUACUCCAAGGACAACAGAAAAAUGGGACAGAAAAUGAAAGCGAGAGACUGACCCUUGUGGCUGAAUCCUCUACUGAAAAAAAGAGUGCCAGGCUUCCUGAAUGUUUAGACCUAAGAGAGGAGAGUGAAAUGCUGGAUUGCCAAAUAGGCAGAACUUCUGAAGAUGGAAGUUCAAAUGGUUUACUGUGCAGUGCUAUAGUGGCAGCAUGA